Mytilus californianus (California mussel) is the source of this 1116-nucleotide messenger RNA. RefSeq names its product salivary glue protein Sgs-3-like. The record is from RefSeq and is a predicted model, not a curated record. NCBI's taxonomy places the organism in Eukaryota, Metazoa, Mollusca, Bivalvia, Mytilida, Mytilidae. The transcript has 2 exons. The coding region runs from base 1 to 1116 and encodes 371 amino acids.
AUGGGUUCUGCUCAUUACUGGCACCCUGAAGUUGUUCACAUCGUUACUGGAUUUGAUUGUUGUCUCACUGGAAAUCCAACUACAAUACCCACUACAACCACAAUUACUGUUUUUACUACACGCACCACUACAACGACAACAACCACGCCUGUUAAAACAACAACACCAACAACAACCACACCAACCCCAACAACAACACCUACUACACCAACAACGACUACUACAAUAACCACGCAUACAACAACACCUAGUACAACCAUGCCUACUCCAACCACGCCUACUCCAACCACGCCUACAACAACAACAGGUACAAUCACGCCUACAAAAACAACACCAGCAACAACUACGCCUACAACAACAACACAAGCUACAACCACACCUACAACAACAACACAAGCUAUUACCACGCCUACAACAACAACACCUGCUACAACCACGCAUACAACAACACCAGCUACAACCACGCCUACAACAACAACACCAGCUACAACCACGCCUACAACAACAACACCAGCUACAACCACGCCUACAACAACACCUGCUACAACCACGCCUACAACAGCAACCAUGCUAACCACGCACACAACAACGACAACGCCUAUCACAACAACCACACCUACUAUAAAACCUACUUCAACAGCCACGCCUGUUACAACACCUACACCAACUUCAACGACCAUGUCUACAACAACACCAACUACAACGACUGCAACGACCAUAUCUACAAAAACACCAACUACAACGACUCUGCUUACAACAACAACGUUAUCUACAACAAUGCCUACGACCUCAACUAAACCUACUCUUAGUAUUGGAUUGCCUUUAACAAUUACUAAACCUACAACGACCAACACUAAAAUUUCAUUAACUACCCUUGCUUCGACAACUAUAUCUACUAAAUCCAAGACUGCUUCUACAACAACAAAAAAUAUGUCUAAUACAAAGAAGACUGUGUCUUCAAUAUUCAUACCAAGUACAAUCGCAACGUCAACUGCAACCAGCAUUAAUUCACAUACAGCCACGAUCUCAACCACCAGUCCUAAUGUCAUCUGGAACCCUUCUACAACAACCACAAGAACUUCACUAACUACUCAGAAAAAUGAUAAUGGUUUGUAG